UCAACGACUACAUUAAAUAAAGACAUGUGAUUCAAAACCGAUGAAAUAAGAUAUGAUUUUAUGAUUAUUUACGCCUCAAGUGAACCAAUUCAUACUCUAUUUAUCCGUCCAUGGUUGUUGUUUUGAUUUGUUUGAUGUGAUUGUCAUGUCAUCAUCAUCAUCAUCAUCAUAUCUUUUUACGCAUUCAUUGGCCAUUUUUAGCCAAGAAUGCAGAUUACAAGCAGAAAAUUUACGUCAAGGAAAAUGUCAACUUUGCAUCGAUGGUUUAUUAUUGUUGUUGCGAGUACCACAAAAACAAAAAAUUGUCAACAAUCAGCAAGAACAAGAUGAAAUCAUAACGCCCAUCAGUGAUAAAUGUCCAUUAGCAUCGUGUGGUGAUGAUUUUAUCAUUUCAUUAGUUCGUCAAUGUCCUUGCAUCAAAAUUGUUUAUCCGUCAAACAAAUCGUUUCGAGGAUUGAUCGAUGUUUCAUUGUUCGAGUCAUGUCAAGCAAUUGAAUUGAUAAGGAUUCCAUUCAAUCGAUUGCAUGGAACGGAAAAGUUGAGACAAAAUCUGCGAUCCUUGAUUUGGGUACGUGGCAAUUAUGAAUCAAUCAGUGAAUCAAUAUAUUCAUUGUGGCAAUCAUAUCGUCAACAUGGAAAUAUUGAUUCAAAAAGUGAUAAUUUCAAACCACUUAGAAUCGAUGAACUUUUCUGGGACAAGUUCGGUUCAUGGCCUUCAUUAACUUAUCUCUGUAUAUCUCGUAGCAAUAUCACUGUCAUGAAUGCUUCGACUAUACCUAAUUCGAUCGUAACGUUGGAUCUUCGCUGUAAUAGGAUAUGUCAAUUUAACAACUUAGUCAAUUAUUCAUCAACUGGGACAAUUACUAAAUUAUGUUUGGACUAUAACGCUUUAAAAGAGUUGCCUAAGCUGAAUAGUAAUGCUUUUUCAUCAUUGGUUCAUCUAUCUCUUCGUGGAAAUCUUAUUAAUUCGAUUUUUGGAUUGAGAAAUUUUAUUUCGUUAGAUUAUCUCGAUCUUUCUGAGAAUAGUAUUACCAAUACUGGGCAAUUUCUAUCCGAAAUUGUUUAUCUUUCAUCAACAUUAAAGACGCUAUAUAUUGAAAAUAAUCCUAUUUGCUAUGAUCAUUGGAUCAAAUCAAAAUGUCAAAGUGUCCUUUUUCGCUUGACACUGUUUAAUGGUAAAAGAGUAAACCAAAAUACAAUAAGUGAAACAUUGCAGCCGUUACCAAUUGUUUCAAACAUUGUCGAUCAAGCAAUACGACUUUCCAAUGAUUAUUCAACCGAUCAGCCAACUAGUACGACUUAUAACGAUGCAAAUGUUCGAAAAAUAAAAAUUAAGCCCUCCAAAGAACGAUUCGUUGUGAUCGAUGAAAAUGAUGAAGAUUUCAAAGCUUUUCCUAGUUUAACUGAUCUGUCACCGAUCGUUGUAUCAUCAACAACCAUUACUAGCAAUCAACAACAGAAUGAAACCGCUAUUAAGAACUACUUUUUUGGUGGAUUUAGUGGAAGUUAUAGCAGUAUUCCUAAUCGAAAUGAAAGUAGUUCGAAGUUGUUUGAGGUUUAUGAAGAGCAAGAGGAACAGUUAAAAGAUGAUGAUUCCGAUACAAUUAUUGACAAAAUUGACCAGAAUGAAACCAUGGAAAAGAUUGCAGAAAAAUCUGUCACACCUGAACCAUCUCAACUAUUGAAUAGCACUUCAGAAUGGGCCAACGAAGAUACGGAGGAAGAAAACACAGUGUUCUUGGUUGAAAUAUAUCAAAGCCUUUCGGAAUUUGAAUCAAUUCUAGAAACUCAGAAUCCUGAUAUUGAUUAUUAUUUUAUUCGUAUCCGACCUCAUGAUGGAUUAAUCUAUGAAAAGGAUUGUACAUCGGGCAAAGUAUUACAAACACUUGAUUUAAAAGUAUUGGAAAAAUAUGAAUGCAUAAAUACAAACACAGCCAUCAAACUAUAUUUUGACACUUGUGUUGUUUCAAAAAAAGAACGUAUAUAUCGAUUUUUGGAUGAAAGAUCUUAUCAUAAUUUUGUUGAAAUGUUCCUUUCCAAAUUGAAUGAUUAUAAAAAACAAUACGAAUCAUCAUUGGGAAAAAAUGAUGUCAUUGAUCAGAAUAAAUCAAGUGGAAAUAAGAAAACAGAUGCACCGUGGUUUUAUAUGUGUUUACGAUGUGGUAAUCGAACGCAUCGAAUCAUCACUGAUUGUCCUUCAUGUGGCUCCGACCUGAUCAUCAAAGAUGAAAGCUCAGUCUAUAAAGAUGUUCCAUUACAAUCAUUACUAAAUGAUUAUCCUCAACAAGAAACAUUUAUUCGUAACGAUUCUACAGAUUUGAACGAUAAUAAUGACCUUCUUACGUUGGACGAAAACUUUUUGUGCUACAACAUUGACCAUUAUCUUAAGUUACAUAUUGAAAUCUAUCUAUAUGAAAAAAUUGAUGAUGAAUCGCUGAAAUCAGAAUCAGUAGAAAUUCUUUUCUAUUGUCAGCGUUUUGAUUUUCAACGAAAUUCCUUCAAACCUGCUCUUGCUGUUUUUACGGCGAACUUUUUUUUCUUAUUUGAUCAUCUAGCUAUUCAACAAUCGAUUCCAAACAAGGAAAUGAUACCACAACCACUAAAAAAAAGUCUAUCCACAUCUAGUUUUCGAUCAACGGCUGAUGAAAAGAAACAAGAUCUAAUCAGUUUGAUUCUCUACGUCCCGCUUGCACCAAAAUCGAAACGAUCAAAUUCACUUCAUGUAUGUCAUCUACCUGGGCCAAUUAAAAACCUUGGCUAUUGGAUCGAAUAUAAACUUAGCGAUUCACAAAAAAAAAUAUUAGCCAAAAAUAAACGUAGUAAUCGCCAACAACCAAAUCACCUAUUAGAAUUGAUAAUAUUUGGGGAUGAUACUGUGGGUAGAGCAUUCCUCGAAUUAUUAUUCGAAUUUCAAAAGAUUUGCAUUCGUAAUCAUUCAAAAACUGAUCUAGUCGGCAGUAUGAAUGGAUUGAUCAAAGUUAAAAACAAACUAAUUGAAAAUAGCGAUACAAAUGACAAUGUCGAUUGUUUGAAGGUUGAUUUCGACGAAACUUGUCGAUCAUUGCUGAUUCGUGGCGAGCCACAACCAUCUCACACAUUCCAAAAUAAUGAUAUACAAAAUGAUCGAUCGUAUCGGAUGUUUAUUCUUCAAUCAUUCCGUUUUUUACAAAACGCUUCGACAUCCAUGAUUAUCACAUCAUCUUCAUCGUCGCCAUCAUCAUUCAAUAAUGUAUUCACGAUCACCGAAAAUAUUGGUCUAAUCAUAGCUAAUGAUCAUCUGAUCAUUUUCGAGAUGUUUUGUUCGUUGCCUAAGAUAUCAUCGACUAUCAAAAAAGCAUCUACAAAUAAUGAGCAAUCGAUUUCGAAAACAUUAAAAGAUCAAUUUAAUAAAGAUUUUAAUGAUCAUAUUGAAAUUAAAACUUUGUUUAAAGAAUCAAUCAUCAAUUUGUUGCCGAAUAUUUACGUCAAUAAAUCAAAAUCAUUACUAGUAAUGCGUUUUCGUGAAGACGACGAGUCUGCCGCCACUAUCUGCUUACCGCAAUCGAUAGUGAACAGUAAAACAGUAACUUCCUCAUCAUCAUCAUUGACUAAUAGCAAUCAGCUUAAUAUUUAUGAGUAUAAAUUGACCUUUCUUAAUCAACAAAGUCUUGUACAAACUUGUCGUUUAAUUUGUUCGGCAUGGGAAACAAAUUUUGGUGUUGCCCUUACCUUGUCUAAGUAUAGAAUUGACGAUGAAUCAAAUUGAUUGACAAAUAAAAUGGAAA
This is a messenger RNA of Dermatophagoides pteronyssinus (European house dust mite), 3764 nucleotides long. RefSeq lists its product as uncharacterized. Lineage: Eukaryota; Metazoa; Arthropoda; Arachnida; Sarcoptiformes; Pyroglyphidae. The record is from RefSeq and is a predicted model, not a curated record. Gene Ontology annotation, cellular component: cytoplasm.